Molecule: messenger RNA, 4062 nt
Organism: Antrostomus carolinensis (chuck-will's-widow)
Lineage: Eukaryota; Metazoa; Chordata; Aves; Caprimulgiformes; Caprimulgidae
Gene: ADGRF5
Product: adhesion G protein-coupled receptor F5
Exons: 20
Coding region: 1-4062 (1353 amino acids)
Biological process (GO): regulation of lipid metabolic process; cell surface receptor signaling pathway; adenylate cyclase-activating G protein-coupled receptor signaling pathway
Cellular component (GO): cytoplasmic vesicle; membrane
Molecular function (GO): G protein-coupled receptor activity
Source: RefSeq, a predicted model, not a curated record
AUGCCAUCCCCAAUUGCUGCAGGUCUCCACUGCCUAUUUCUACUGGUCACAGCAUGUUGCCAGGCAUCACAGGACUCAAACUCUGAGCCAUUCAUCCCAUAUGUAAUUGACAGUGUGCUAGGAGAAGAAAGCUUCCAGUCAGAGAUGCAAAGGCAGAAGCGAAACAUGCUUACUUUAGACCUUCCCCCACUGGAGUACACCGUUGACGUUGAAGUAAGCUUUAGGGAUUCAUCUUUUCUGGAGCCAAUCAAAGAGUAUUUCAAAAACCUUAGUCUUCCAGUUUCCACAAAUAUUUCAAAUGUAGAAAUGACAGUUUCGGACAUCAACAUUACAACAGUUUGCCUGCCCAGCGGUGAGAACAAUAGCUGUUGUGCUUGUGAAAAUGGAUAUGCCUGGCCAAGUGCGGUGUGCAGUGACUUGAUAACCUGCCCUUCUGUCAGCCUAACACCUGACCUGCCGUGUGGCUACAUGAAGAAAAUGCCUUUUGACGGGCCUUACUGUGAGCCUCAGACUGAAGACUCAUGUGGUAUGGGAGAUCCUAUUGUAAUGAAAAUGUCAGUCAGACUCGACACAGACUUUAGGGAUGAUCUCAAUGAUCCUUCUUCUGAAUUAUACAAAAAAUACAAAGAUGACCUUGAAAAAGCGUUUAAUGCUAGCUACAGAUGUUUACCAGGCUUUGUAUCAGCAACAGUAACUGGUUUCAGUUCUGGAAGUGUUUUUGUGAACUAUGAAGUAAAAGCAGGAACAGCAAGCAUGGAUCAGAUAGCAAAUUCCCACAAAAUUGUACCACAAUUUCUAGAUGAAGAGUACCAGCUAAACCAAUCUACCUUCACAGCAGAAAUAACUAAUCAGACAAAAUUCACUGUGAAUCCUGUAGACAUUUUUGAAGAAGAUACAGUAACAUUGAUUUGUGAGAUAAAUUCAACAUCUGAGAAUUUGACGUGGUAUCACUUUGACCAGAUCAUCUCAACAAGCUUCCUGUAUUCAAUGGAGAGAAUAGUUUCAAGGAGAACCUCAAGGUCGAUUCUUAAAAUUAAGAAUAUUACCAUGAAGAAUUCUGGUAACUACACGUGCGCUUUCACAAAUAGCAAUCCGUUUCUGAUUGUAUACAAGGCCACAAAAACUAUAGCAGUCUCUCCACUAUACAUCACUCCAAACUUGAACGACAUCGAUGUUACAUGCAACAGUCCUGAAAUGCAGACAAACAGCCCUCUGCUGUCCUGUUGUAUCCAGACACACUUGCCAUCACUGGCUGGUAACUGGAAAGUAAAUGGAGCAAUCAAUAUUGCAGGAGUCUCUAGCUUCAGUGAAAACUGCACUGAAUACAAGCUCAACAUCAAUGAAUCACUAUGUCCACCUGAGAAGUCAGGUACAGUGACAACAUAUACAUGUGAGCUUCAGACUGGACACGGUGCCAGAAGCAGUGAAAACAUCAGAGUGACCUAUCUCCGGGCAGCCCAUGUUACAAUAUUGUCGAGCACGAACUCAUCAGUUUCUGAGGGAUAUGCUUUCAAUCUGACGUGUGAAAGUGAUGUGAGCAAUUAUGACCGUAUCAGUUGGAAAAUCCAGUCUGGAAAUAACACAAAAACCAUAGACUGCGGUACUUGCAUCAAAAAUAGCAGAUUUCCAGCCACGUCUGUGCUCACGGUGAAGACUGCCACACAGGACUGGAGUGGCACUUAUAUCUGUACAUUCUCCCAGAAGCACUUGGAGAGUUCUGCCAACGUUACAAUCGAAGUUGCUUCCUUGCCUCUGAAGCAGAACAUCCUGAUAGACCCCAUUAGAGCAUCUAUACAGUGCAAAGUGCAACAAACCCUUGAGUGCUGCAUAAGUGCUAACACCAUGGAAGAUUACACCGUCACGUUCAUGGUUCAACAAAAUGAAUUUCACGUUGGGAAAAAGAAAAAAGGAAAUUUUUUUUGCUACAUAUACAACUACACAGAAACAGAACACUGCAAAGAGAAAGAGAUCAGGGCAUAUUGCAAGUUUAUUAACCGCAUUGGACAGAAAGUCAGCAGUGAAAGUAUAAGACUGCAUCUGAUCCCUGAUAAAGAAGUUUCCUGCUCAGACAGCUUGGGCAUUGGAAGAGAAGGGUCCAUAUUAAUAAAGCCAUGUCGUGAGUUAAAUAAUACAGAUGGCUUUACCCGAGGCAAUAAAACUUACAAGUGCUCCAACAAAUCAUGGAAGGUUGAAAGGAAUGACUGCCUGUCUGCACCAAUAAGCAACUUGCUGACUAAUGCUGAGUCCUUGGUUAACAGUCCUGAAGCAAAAGCAAACCUACCUAAAUACCUUGAAGAGCUUAACAAAGAGACAGGAAAGGAUCAAAGCACAAUAAACAAUUCUCCUGCAAACACAGGCGCUAUUGUUACCAUCCUGGAUAUGGUCUCCUAUAUCCCAGCAGAAGCAGAGGAACACACUAUUCAAAAUUUCCUCUCUGUAGUGGACUUUAUUGUUCCUGAUUCCACAAGUAAAGCUUGGGAAGAACUGAACAAAGAGAUGGUACCCAAAAGUUCUUCAUUACUGCAGUCAGUAGAAAAUUUUUCCCUGCGCCUCCAACCAGUUAAUAACACCAUUCCUUCUGUCUCUGCAAAGACCCUUCAUCUACAAGGUAUAGUCGUCACAGGAAAUAACGACACAGAUUAUAAUAAGAACUUCAGCAGUACAGAAAACCUCACAGUUAAUGUGCUCAUUGGCAAAAAUGAAAUUCAGAGUCUAACCCAAAAUUCAACCAUUGUCAGUGUGAUGUACUCAAAACUUGGACAUAUUUUGCCCCGGAAUGGGCCUGAGUAUGUGAAUGGCUUACUGAUAACAACAGUUGUGAGCAGCAACAGAAGCCAGAGUUUUGAUAUUAAUAUGACUUUUGCAAAGGAAAACUCAUCUCUAAAGAUGCCCCAGUGUGUCUUUUGGAACUUCACACUCAACAAGCAUAGAGGAGGCUGGGAUACUCGUGGUUGCACACCCACAGAAGUAGAAGGUAAUAUCGUUUGCUCCUGCAAUCACUUGACAUCAUUCUCCAUUUUGAUGUCACCUGAUAAAUCCUCCCACGUAAUCUUUGAAGAUUAUAUUACCUACAUUGGCUUGGCCAUUUCAAUCUUGAGUUUGGUGGCCUGCAUUAUAAUUGAAUUCUUAGUCUGGAAAUACGUGACAAACAACACAACCUCCUAUAUGCGCCAUAUCUGUAUACUCAACAUAGCCACAUCACUCCUGAUCGCUGACAUUUGGUUCAUUGUCACUGCCUCCAUCAAUGACCAAAACCAACAGAAGAACAGAAAUAUCUGUUUCGUGGCCACCUUCUUCAUUCAUUUGUUCUACCUAUGUGUCUUUUUCUGGAUGCUCAGCCUGGGCCUCAUUCUUUUCUACAGACUGGUCUUCAUCUUACAUAACACAAGCAAGACCACUCAGAAAGCAGUGGCAUUCUGUCUGGGAUAUGGAUGCCCCUUUGUCAUUGCAGUCAUCACCCUCGCUGUCACACUGCCAAGGAACAGUUACACCAGAAAGGAUGUCUGCUGGCUCAACUGGAAGGACAGCAAAGCUCUCUUGGCCUUUGUCAUACCAGCCCUGAUCAUCGUGGCCAUGAAUUUGUUCAUCACCGCCGUUGUUAUAAUAAAAAUACUGAGGCCAACUAUUGGGGAUAGGUCAAACAGGCAGGAGAGGAACUCUUUGUUUCAAAUUGGCAAGAGUGUGGCCAUCUUGACACCACUGUUAGGCCUCACUUGGGGAUUUGGCCUUGCCACUGUCAUCAAAGACAGCCAUCGAGCUUUCCACAUCCUCUUUGCUCUGCUCAAUACUUUGCAGGGAUUAUUCAUUUUGGUGUUUGGGACUCUCUGGGACAAGAAGAUACAAGAAGCCCUGCUGAAGAGGAAUUCAACGUCCAAAUGGAGUUCGCAGCAAACAAAGUCAUCCUCCCUGAUCCUGGUGACACCAAUGCUUGCCAUGAGCUAUCCAUUUUCAAGAACCUUUAACAACUUAUGUGGAAAAACAGGAAAAUACAGAGUAUCUUCUUCAGAGCCAUCCACCUCUUCCUCUGAAAACACUUCCAAGUCAUAUUCUUUGCUUAACUGA